Grus americana (Whooping crane) is the source of this 760-nucleotide messenger RNA. RefSeq names its product ADP ribosylation factor like GTPase 2 (gene ARL2). Bases 72 to 626 code for a protein of 184 amino acids. Gene Ontology annotation, cellular component: microtubule cytoskeleton; cytoplasm. Gene Ontology annotation, biological process: protein folding. Lineage: Eukaryota; Metazoa; Chordata; Aves; Gruiformes; Gruidae. The record is from RefSeq and is a predicted model, not a curated record. Gene Ontology annotation, molecular function: GTPase activity; GTP binding. The transcript has 5 exons.
GCGGGAGCCAAUGGGGAGACGGGGGCGGGGCCUGGGGCGGGGGCGGGGCCGAGCGGCGGCGCGCGGCGGCCAUGGGGCUCCUGACGAUCCUGAAGAAGAUGCGGGAGAAGGAGCGCGAGCUGCGGCUGCUCGUGCUGGGCCUGGACAACGCGGGGAAGACGACGCUGCUGAAGAGGUUCAACGGGGAGGACGUGGCCACCAUCUCCCCCACCCUCGGCUUCAACAUCAAGACCCUGGAGCACCGCGGGUUCAAGCUGAACGUGUGGGACGUGGGCGGGCAGAGCUCCCUCCGCUCCUACUGGCGCAACUACUUCGAGAGCACCGACGGCCUCGUCUGGGUGGUCGACAGCGGCGACCGGCAGCGGCUCCAGCUCUGCGCCCGCGAGCUGCGCGGGCUCCUGCGCGAGGAGCGCCUGGCCGGGGCCACCCUCCUCGUCUUCGCCAACAAGCAGGACCUGCCCGGGGCCCUCCCGGCCAGCGCCAUCCGUGAGGCGCUGGAGCUGGACGCCAUCCGGAGCCACCACUGGUGCAUCCAGGGCUGCUCGGCUUUCACCGGCCAAAACCUGCUGGCCGGCAUCGACUGGCUGCUGGAUGACAUCACCAACCGCCUCUGCCCCGCCGACUGACAUCAUCGCACCCCGCCACGCCCACCCCCACCCCCACCCCCCCCGGCAUGGGGUUGGGGGGGGGAAAGGGGGGUUUGGGGGUGCUGGACCCCCCCCCACACACUUCGUGCCAAUAAAGGUGGUGGUGGGCGACA